Chironomus riparius is the source of this 1497-nucleotide messenger RNA. NCBI's taxonomy places the organism in Eukaryota, Metazoa, Arthropoda, Insecta, Diptera, Chironomidae. The record is from the annotation of a GenBank genome assembly.
CGAGAAGAUACAGUGAGGAGAAAUCUGGAUAAUUUAUGAAAUAGUCAUUGUGCAAGACGUAAAAGGCAUUUUGUACGCAGAAAUGCUGUAAAAAUUUAGAGUUAAGGAAUUUAGGAUUUAUAAAUAAUAAUAAUUAAAUAUUUAAUAAUAAUCUGUGAGUUAUACAUAACAAGUACCAGUGAAAUCUUGAAUGUGUGGAUCGAUAAAAUUAAGUGAACAUUAAUGAUUAAUUCUCGCCCACACACAAAAGGAAAUUUAUAGAAAUUAUAGAAAAAUUCAUAUUCCAAAAAAAAGAAGGAACGAAAAUUUUUCGAGGAACUUUUAAUUUCCUCAUUAUCUAUCAUUCAGUUGAAAUCAAUUCGUUAUCAUCACAUAAAACUGUAUAGUUUAAAAGCAAUAGACAAUGUCAAAAAAACCGAGGCCUGGAAUGAAAUUAGUUAUAGCUGAACAAUCACCUCCAAUUCAAGUUCUAUCCCCACCAAGGAAUUUGGACAAGAAAGCUACUAUUACGAUUGACGAUAAAACGUUUGAAGUAGAGGCUGAUGAUUUGGAAAAGAUUGCCGAUUUAGGUCGCGGUGCGUAUGGAGUUGUUGAGAAAAUGAAGCACAUCAAAACAGCUACAGUAAUGGCAGUCAAGAGAAUCACAGCGACAGUUAAUACACAAGAGCAGAAACGAUUACUUAUGGACUUGGAUAUAUCGAUGCGCUCUAGUGACUGUCCAUUUACAGUGCACUUUUAUGGCGCUCUUUUUCGCGAAGGUGACGUUUGGAUUUGUAUGGAAGUUAUGGAAUGUAGUUUAGAUAAAUUUUAUCCUAUCGUCUUUAACAAUAAUCUCAAAAUGCCAGAAGACAUUUUGGGCAAAAUAUCGGUUGCCGUCGUUAAUGCACUUCACUAUUUACAUUCAAAAUUACACGUGAUCCAUCGUGACGUUAAACCAUCAAAUAUUCUCAUAAAUCGUCGGGGUGAAGUAAAAAUGUGUGAUUUUGGCAUUUCUGGAUAUCUUGUUGAUAGCGUUGCAAAAACUUUAGAUGCUGGCUGUAAGCCCUACAUGGCACCAGAAAGGAUCGAUCCACAAGGCAGUGGGGUAUUAAAUUACGAUAUCAAGAGUGAUGUUUGGUCAUUUGGAAUAAGUUUGAUAGAAAUGGCAACAGGAAAGUUCCCCUAUGCAACAUGGAGAACACCUUUCGAGCAAUUGAAGCAAGUAGUAACAGAAAAAUCGCCAUCACUUCCACCUGACAUGUUUUCAAAGUCCUUUGAGAAUUUAACCAACAUAUGUCUUCAAAAAGAUUUCACAAAACGUCCAAAUUAUGAACAACUUCUUGCCAAUGAAUUUAUUGUUUAUCACACUAUGAAAGAAACUGUUGUUGCAAAUUACGUAGAAGAGAUCUUAGCUCUCAACCAGUGAAUCAUGAUUAUAAGUUUAGAAAUGUAAAUAAUUAAUAAUACUAUACCUUAAACAUGUAAUCCAGGAACCAGUUAAAAAUUGUUUAUGUUUGA